AUGUAUCCGUCAGUUCCCCAAAAUUUCAGGUUCGCAAUUAGGAACACGACUUUACCGAAAGGAGGUGGCCCAGAUGGAAAAUCACCAAUUUUUGUUUCAAAGGGCAAAAAUCUCUUUUACUCCAUGUAUUCUGCACACAGAAACCCAAAAUAUUAUGGAAAGGAUGCAGAUGAAUUCAGACCUUCGAGAUGGUUAGAAUCAGAGAUACGAAAGGUGGGCUGGGCAUUCUUACCAUUCAAUGGUGGCCCAAGAAUUUGCUUAGGCCAGCAAUUUGCAUUAACAGAAGCUUCCUAUAUUGUUGUUAGGUUAAUACAAAUGUUCCCUAACUUGAGUAGUUUCUGUGAAGAAUAUCCUCCAAGAAAGAAUACCCAACUAACUAUGAGUCAUCAAAAUGGUGUUUACAUUGGCAUGUUCUAA
This is a messenger RNA of Debaryomyces tyrocola, 417 nucleotides long. The record is from the annotation of a GenBank genome assembly. Lineage: Eukaryota; Fungi; Ascomycota; Pichiomycetes; Serinales; Debaryomycetaceae.